Messenger RNA from Amoebophrya sp. A120, 640 nucleotides. NCBI's taxonomy places the organism in Eukaryota, Dinophyceae, Syndiniales, Amoebophryaceae. The record is from the annotation of a GenBank genome assembly.
UGAAACCGGUGUUGUAGUUGUAUAUAUCAUAGAUGGAGUGGUGCAACGGAUUGGUACAUUUCGAUUUCUAAUUCGCUCGUCGUUGAAGAGAAUGGUCUCGUCGUCAUCCUCAUCGUCGUCGUUGUCGUUGUCCACAAGAAGAACAAUUUCGUCUGUUGUCACGACAACGACAUCACCUGCAACGAGAUAUGUUCGGAGAAAAGGACUGCGAAAAGCAGUUCCUGAUCCAAUGGCAACACAAAAUCAAAGCCCAGGAAGGCGCUUGAACCUCCAACCCGGUACGACCGGACGAGGCUUGGGAUCGCGAACCUCGGCUGCUGUUAGUACAGGAGCAGAUGGAUUAAUAUUGACGCCCGUCGAGGGGCGAGGGGUCGGAGAAGUACUUCUACAGAGCAGCUGCAUGACGACCAAAAAUGCCCACAUUCACGAUUUCGCGGCGCGAAACUCGCAACAAGUCAACGAAUGGGCCGCGAAGAAGCGCGCCAAGAUGGAGCGCGCGAAGGAGGUACGGGAGUCACGACUUGUUGACAAAAAGGAGUGCACCUUCAGGCCAAACUUGAGCAAGUCCAAGCGGUCCCGGCAACGCGAGCAGUACCGCGUCGGGGGGAUUGCGGCUGCGACUCCGAUGUCUUCCGCGGCA